Acipenser ruthenus (sterlet) is the source of this 2464-nucleotide messenger RNA. Its product is annotated as retinol dehydrogenase 13-like. The record is from RefSeq and is a predicted model, not a curated record. The transcript has 7 exons. NCBI's taxonomy places the organism in Eukaryota, Metazoa, Chordata, Actinopteri, Acipenseriformes, Acipenseridae. The coding region runs from base 915 to 1904 and encodes 329 amino acids.
CAAAGCAGACUGGAGUUCAGCUCUCUUCUACAUGUGCAUGUUACUGGCAGAGCUGAAAAACAGCUGGGAAAACAAAUACUAAACAUGACUCGUUGGUUUUGAGGGAAAGGAGGCUGUGAUGCGCUUAUCCCAAUUCAAAUACUGCAGUACCAGUAAGGGUGCACACGAGUCCCGUGAGGAAUACCCGAGAAGAGAGUCCUAUGUUAGCGAUGGCUUAUUAGACCCAAAACAUAAACCGAAUCGGCCUGAUCAGCUAAAAACAUCUUAUCAUGCGUACAGUGAAUGAGAAAGAGGCCUGCUGGAUUAAAACGUUUCUAUAAUUAUAUACAUAUACAGAUAAUCAACAUUCAUUAUGCAAUCAUUGGAAAAGUUACAAAAUAAAUUAAUAAAGCAAAUAAAAUGCAUGGUGUGCCGAUGUUUUAAUAGUGUCUUUGCAAAACGAUGUAUUAAAUAAGGAUUAUAUAUGGCAGCGUCACAGCUGUAUCUACCGGUAUAUACAUUUGCAUAUAUGUAUAAACUGUGCAGUCUAGGGCAUCUGUGGGAUAUCAGUGACAGUGCUAAACUGGUAGAGUUGCUGUAGUUUCGUUUUCAGCAGCCUCGUCCGCAGCUGUACCCUUUCCAGUUUUUCUGGUAACCUUGAGUUGCAAAACAUGAGUAGCAGGAAGUGGAAAGAAGAGCAGAUUGUAAUGACAAGUAACACCCAGAAUAUAAGGACCUAGAUUCAAGAACACGGCUCCAUUUCACCGGGAAGCCGUCAGUAUAUUAAUAAUUCAGACCGCCAACUUUCAAAUAUACAUGAUAAAGAUUAAAGUGCCUGCAUUCAAAGACAGUCAACAAAAAAAAAAAAAUAUAUAUAUAAAUAAAAAUACCGCAACUUGCAGUUUGAUUCAGUGACAUAAACAAAACACUACGCCAUGUCGACAGAUGAAAUGGUUGUGUUUUUUCAAGACCAUGCGACAGGAAUCGCUGCUGCGGCGGUUGCCGGAAUGAGUCUGCUUGCACUGCGGAAGUGGUUUGCUGGGGGAGUUUGCAGGAGCAAGGCGAGGCUGGACGGGAAGACGGUUUUAAUCACCGGUGCCAACAUAGGGAUUGGCAAGGAGACUGCGCAGGACCUGGCACGAAGGGGGGCGCGGGUCAUCAUGGCGUGCAGAGAUAUGGACAAGGCCAGCGAGGUAGCAGAGGAGAUCAGACAGAAGACUGGCAACGGUAACGUGGUCAUCAAGAAGCUGGACCUGGCCUCCCUGGAGUCCGUACGGCAUCUCGCUGAGGAAAUCCAGCACGAGGAGGAACGGCUGGACCUUCUCAUCAACAAUGCGGGGAUUAUGAUGUGUCCAAAGUGGAAGACGGAGGAUGGCUUUGAGAUGCAGUUUGGUGUCAAUCACCUAGGUCACUUCCUGUUGACCAACUCCCUCCUCGAUCUGCUGAAGAAGUCUUCUCCCAGCCGUGUGGUCAACGUGUCCAGCUUAGCUCAUGAGAAAGGCCAGAUUCACUUUGAUGAUAUUAACCUGGAUAAAGACUACAACCCUUACAAGAGCUACAGGCAGAGCAAGCUGGCUAACAUCCUCUUCACCAGGGAACUCGCUCGCAGAUUGCAAGGUACAGGCGUGACUGCUAAUAGCCUGCACCCAGGAGCGGUGCGCACCGCACUCGGGAGACACAUAAUGCCUACCAUAGCUGUAUGGAUGAAGAUUAUAUUCACCCCAUUUAUCCUGCUUCUGUUCAAGACUCCAUGGCAGGGAGCUCAGACCACAAUCCACUGCGCCGUGGCUGAAGAGCUGGAGCACACCAGCGGUUUGUACUUCAGUGACUGUGCUCCCAAGAAAGUCGCCUCUCAAGCUACAGAUGAUGAAGCAGCCAGAAGACUGUGGGAGCUGAGUGCCCAGAUGGUGGGCCUGAAGCAGUGAUGAUCACAUCCUUUUGCAACUUUCAGUAUUUAGGAUGGGGGGGGGGGGCUGUUAGCAAAGCAGCAGUUUCGAACUUUCAGAAAACAAAUUGAAUAAAAAAAAAACUUUGAAAAGGUGACGAGCAAAUGACGUGAAAUGAUACUAAAGUGUACAAAUGGAAUAAUCAGACCGGCCAGCCUUCCUAUAUUGCAUCUUUUUCAAAGGCAAUGCAGGUGUCAUUCUGGGACUUCUGUAUUGCAUAGCGAUCAUAAUCAUCCACUAUCAAUCACUCAGUGGCACCGAGUUAAGAAAUACUAAGAGAAACACAAAUUCAAAUGUCUGGAAGCCUUAUUUAGUUUCCAUUAGUAUUUCUUAAAGGCUUACACAUUUAGCAGUGUGUAUACUGCACAGUUGGAUCUGUGCUAUUGCUGUGUAGUUGACUGGAAGGACCUGGAACUUUGAAUAAUAUACAUGUAACUUUUAAAGUGCCUUUUCACUGUAGAACUUUUGUUUUCCUAAUUUCAGAUUUUAAACAUUAAUAUCAGUUGAACAACAAUAAAAUAAACAUUUGUUGUAUGGUU